This is a messenger RNA of Brassica napus (rape), 1783 nucleotides long. RefSeq names its product triose phosphate/phosphate translocator, non-green plastid, chloroplastic. The record is from RefSeq and is a predicted model, not a curated record. The transcript is spliced from 8 exons. Gene Ontology annotation, molecular function: antiporter activity. Gene Ontology annotation, cellular component: membrane; Golgi apparatus. Gene Ontology annotation, biological process: transmembrane transport. Bases 158 to 1429 code for a protein of 423 amino acids. NCBI's taxonomy places the organism in Eukaryota, Viridiplantae, Streptophyta, Magnoliopsida, Brassicales, Brassicaceae.
UCAUUUCCUCAUUCCAUUAUAUAUAUAUUUACAUAACUCGCCUCCCUUUGCAAUAGUUGCUCGUGGAGAGUAUUGGUAUCAUCAGCCCCCACCAACACCAACCCACCCACCCACCCACUCGACGGAGUCUCCAACGCCUUCUCUCAGAUCUCCCACGAUGCAGAGCUCCGCCGUCUUCUCCGCCUCUCCCUCCCUCCCUCUCCUGAAACCAGGCCGCCUCUCCCUUCGCCAUCCCGUCACCGCCUCCUCGAAUCUCAGCGUCUCUCCUCCGAAUGUCGUCUCUGUUCCUCCUCUACCUCGCCGAUCUUGGCGUCUCGCCUCUUCCGACUCGCCGCUUCGCGCCUGGUCCGGUCUCCCUUCCGUAUCCUCCCCUUCCCUCGACACUAACCGCUUCAAAACUGCAGCUACGGCAGUUCCGGAGGAAGGAGAAGGAAGUGGAAAGAUGACUAAGGUUCUGGAGCUCGGCUUGCUGUUUGCGAUGUGGUACCUUUUCAAUAUCUACUUCAACAUCUACAACAAGCAGGUUUUGAAAGCUCUUCACGCCCCAAUGACUGUCACUUUAGUUCAGUUUGCCGUCGGUAGUGUCCUCAUUACCUUCAUGUGGGCUCUUAACCUUUACAAGAGGCCCAAGAUCUCUGCUGCUCAGCUUGCGGCCAUCUUGCCACUUGCAGUUGUGCACACUCUUGGUAAUCUCUUUACUAACAUGAGCCUCGGGAAAGUCUCUGUUUCCUUUACUCACACCAUUAAAGCCAUGGAGCCUUUCUUCUCCGUUGUCUUGUCUGCUAUGUUUCUCGGCGAGGUGCCUACUCCAUGGGUCAUCGGUUCCAUUAUUCCAAUCGUUGGUGGAGUUGCACUUGCUUCAGUGACAGAGGUCUCAUUCAACUGGGCUGGCUUUUUGAGUGCAAUGGCUUCAAACUUGACUAACCAAUCCCGUAACGUGCUUAGCAAAAAAGUCAUGGUCAAGAAAGAUGAUUCUUUGGACAACAUCACCCUCUUCUCUAUAAUAACGUUGAUGUCUCUCUUUCUGAUGGCCCCUGUGACUUUCUUCUCCGAAGGAAUCAAGUUCACUCCGUCAUACAUCCAAUCAGCUGUAAGUUUUGUUUAUAUAUUGCAAAAUCAACCUUUAAAUGUUAACAAAGCCUCUUGGUUUCAGGGUGUGAAUGUUCAACAAAUCUACACGAAGUCUCUUAUUGCUGCACUCUGCUUCCACGCAUACCAGCAGGUGUCGUACAUGAUAUUGGCGAGAGUAUCACCCGUAACACAUUCUGUAGGAAACUGUGUGAAGCGUGUGGUGGUCAUCGUGAGCUCUGUCAUCUUCUUCAAGACACCGGUCUCGCCUGUUAAUGCUUUUGGAACCGGAAUCGCCCUAGCGGGAGUUUUCUUAUACUCCAGAGUGAAGCGUAUCAAGCCAAAGCCUAAGACUGCCUAAGCAAACUAUCUGCUACUGCUUUUAUAUGUAAUACAAUUUUCUUGAGCUGAAGUUUUCUUUCAGAUAGAUGGUUUUAUUUUUCCGCGGAUUCUUGAUACGUUUCUUCUCUUUAUUAUGUGUUCUCUUUGCUGACUUACUCUUUGAAAUAUUUUACAGUUUUUUCAACAAUAAUUGGUCGUCGGAGCAUUUCCAACUAUACAAAUCUAUUUUCAUAGUGGAGUUUACACUAUCUUUUACGUAGUUAGAGUUGUAUCUUUUUCUUUCAAACCACAUCAAAUGUCACCUAAAAGUAUUUAUUAUUGUAUUAUUAAAUUAAAGAUUUUCUUGAUUAUUUAAUAUUUUAUCAGCGACUUA